AUGAUGCGUUUCGGUUGGGCUAAUAGCCUUUUUGGUGGCUUUCUCAUAUCUUUAUGUUGUCCAUGUUGUUUUCUGCAAGUUUUUCUCAAUCUAUUCGGUAUCGGGUGUGCGGGACUGAACACUCUUCUUGUUCCCUAUCGACCUUUAUUCGUUUCAUUGACUGUUAUUUCAUUGACUUACUCAUAUAUUCGUUAUCGUCCAUCGAAAACUCAUUUUACAAUGAUGGUAAUGUUAACUUUAUGCUUAUCAUUGUCACCAGAAAUAUUUCAAAUGUUCAGAAAGGAAUCAGUAACUAAUGUGCAAUUAGGUGAUGAUAAUCAAAUGAUGAUUACACAUUGGAAAAUCGUAGGAAUGCAUUGUGAAUCAUGUCGAUCAACUGUAGUUCGCGCAUUUGGAAAAAUCGAUGGCAUUCUCGAUGCACAUGUUGAUCUCGAAAUGGGUCAAGCUGAUGUGACUGCACAUGUUCACAUUGAGGAUGAUGUGAUUAUUCAAGCUAUACAAUCAGAGGGAUUUCAAAUCUAUAAAAUCAUUUGA
Molecule: messenger RNA, 534 nt
Organism: Adineta ricciae
Lineage: Eukaryota; Metazoa; Rotifera; Eurotatoria; Adinetida; Adinetidae
Source: the annotation of a GenBank genome assembly